Messenger RNA from Klebsormidium nitens, 6333 nucleotides. The record is from the annotation of a GenBank genome assembly. Lineage: Eukaryota; Viridiplantae; Streptophyta; Klebsormidiophyceae; Klebsormidiales; Klebsormidiaceae.
GACUCGGAGUCGGAGGGAGUUGAAAGUCGUUUUGCGCAGGCAAAGUGGUAUGUAGGUAACACGAAGCGACGUGACUGCUAUGUGAAUCUGUUGGUGCGACUCACAGGCUUUGCAAGAACCUUCUGCACGCCGCGUACCUAGUAUCCAAUGAGAGGCGUUUUAGAGGACUUGGCCUUUGUCUCAAGGGAACUCUUGUCUUCACAAAAUCGGAGUGUACUGGUGCUCUCUUUGGAGGAAGCAGCACAAUUUGUCUUGAGUUUGUGAAAGAACGGUUUAAAUGAAGGCAUGCAGCUAGAUAACAGAGAAUUUUGGACGCACGCAUUGAUGGAAGCAGGGAAGGGCGGUUGAAAGGAGAUAUAUUGCCUGGGGAAGGCGUGCACAAAGAGUUGGCAACCAUGUUCAGUAACCUUUUGUCUUUGAAGAAGGCCUCUGUGCCAGGUCCUGAGCCUGCUCGGAAUGUCAACCUGGUGCAGGAAAAUCCUAUCUUAGCCAUUCUGAAGGUACUGGUCGACCGCCUCAACGACCCUUCAGUGGAAGUUGGAGAAGCAAGCGCAAGAGCUUUGAAGAACAAUGCCCCCAGACAUGCGGAGCUCAUCAUUGAUUGCUGUAUCAUGGCCGUGAAGCCUGCAACAAAGCGUGGAGAUUCUGGCCCGCUUCCUGUACUGGCAAUGCAAGUCAUGGCGCACGCGGUUAAAGUCGCCAAUGAGAAUGUACUGGAGGCGGCUUUGAUGAGAGACAUCGUCCAUGUGGCGUUGACAGGAUUGGCUGCGGCCAGGGCACUUGGUUCGCCGGAGCAAAGUGCAGCUUCAGACGUCCUUGUUGCUGUUGGUACACGCAUGCCAGACGUGAUGUUUGACGAUGUGAUGGUGCAACUGAGAAAGGGUGCAGUCCCCAUGCUGUUUGUUGCGACCAUGUUUGCAGAGUUCGCUGAAGCAGACGCCGCUCGUUUCGUCCCCCGGGUGAAAGCGGUCUUUGCAAGGAUUAUCCCCGCGCUUGGAGGCAUCCGAGAUCAGCAGCGGAUUGCUUAUGCCCAAGCACUUACUGCCUGGUGUGGAGCGAUCACGCACUACCAACACGACAUACACCCAGAAUGGAAGAUGGACGCUGAAACUCGUGCCUUCAUCUUUUCAGCCUUUGAGCUCCUGCAGUACUACUGGCUGCGAGCAAACGAGCCUCAGGUCAGAGGGGCGACCGUGGAAGCUCUCGGCGAAAUGUGUGCACUCAUUGGUCGCAAGGAACUGAAGAAGUCAAUCCACAAGUUGCUCAACGCACUGCUUUCAUUGUACUCGAAUCACGAGGACGAUCCUCUGCCGGUCUCGAGGGCCAUCCACAGCGUCCUAGCUGCAGCGUUGAGCGAGGCUGACUCCCCGCGCUUGCUUGAUUACCAGGCUGUCGUGUACACCCUUACGACCCUCCUCCCCAUGGCAGCGGCCAGAGGGGGCAGUAGCCCACACGUGAGCGCCACCUUGAAAAACACCCACGAGGUCCUGCGCAGCUUCGAUGUCGUCGCGCAAGCGUUCCCGGAGGAAGUGUGCGGCUUCUUGCUCCAGCGCCUUGACAACCGGGACGAGAUGAUCAAACUCGGUGCCCUCGAACUUGUCCGGCAUCUCCUGCCAAGGUUGACUGACAAGUGGCAGAACAAGAAGACAGGUUUGAGAGAAAAGCUGGGUGGCCUCUUGAAAGAGUUGAGCUUGGAGGUUCGCAAAGCGUUGGCCCAGGUCGUACUAGUCGUCGCUGCGUCAAACUAUCUCGAUGUGGACAACGCAGAGCCGUUCAUGGAGUUCCUUGUGCGCCAGUGCUCGUCAGAGGCCGUCUCGGAGAGCUCUACGUCAGGAAAGAUGGCGCCCCCUGCCACGCCCUCCCUGGAGCUCCGCACCAUAUGCGAGAAGGGUCUCUUCCUCCUCGCGAGCACCGCCGUCAACGCCGAACCCUACCUGUGGCCCUACCUCCUCAAAACCCUCACCCCGCCCCAGUACACCCCCGCCGCAGCCACCGUCUGCCGCUGCAUCGCCGAAAUUGCUCGGCGUCGCACUGACGUCAUCGCUCGAGAUCUCGCCGUCCUGGGGGGGUCCUUCCCGACGCCCCAAGCCCUGCUGGCCAGGCUCGUGGUGCUGCUGGAGAGCCCCCUGGAGCGAGGCCGGCUCGGGGAGAGGGUGCUGAAAGUGCUGUACGGCCUGGCGCCCUUCUUCCACAAGAACGUGGUGCUGCUGUGGCGCGACGAGGUUCCCAAACUCACGGCGUUUUUGGAGCAAGGCGGGGAGGAGGACUGGUGGCAGGAGCAGUGGGAGGAGAUGGUGCUCGACCUGCUGGGCGAGUCCCUCGAGGUGAUAGCAGACCAGGGUUGGACGCUCCUCCUCGGCUCCGCCUUUGAAGACCAGUUCCGGCUGUACGCCCCCUCGGGUACCCGCCACCCUUUCUGCUACCGCUGCAUCGGGGUCGUCCUUCAAAAACUCUCCGACUCUAGUUACUGCUACCACAAGCUCGAGCAGCUCUACGCCCGUGCCGAUCUCUCUCAACCCCUGCACCGCAAAAGCGUCGCCAUGGCUGUUGGCCUUGCAGCAAACUCGCACCUGGAAACGGUCCUCGAGCUGCUGCGCAAAGUGUUCGCCCAGCAGAAGCGCAAGCUGCGCCCGUUUCUAGGGUUCCUUGGGUUUAGCUCCGCAAGCAAGCCAGAGGUCGAGCGCCACUUUGCAUCGCUCGCGCUCAUGUACGGGUACACCGCGUUUUACGCGCCUCCGACAGAGCUCCAAGGCCGGAUCGACGCGCUCGUGGGGACCGGGUAUUUUGCGGAGCUCCUGAAAGUGGACACGUGGGCGGCCAAGUAUGCGGUCAUUGCGGCAAUCGACCUGCUGGCGCGGUCGGUGCAGGGGGCUGCGGACAGGGGCGUCCCGUUCCCCUUGAAGAAGAAGGAGGAUCUGCUGACGCACGUGAUGAUGCUCAUGGCCGGGUCGGGGUGGGCGAGCGAGCUCCUUGAAAUACAGAGUCGCGCCCUAGAAGCCUUCACCACCCUCAUCUCGGUCGACCCCCCCGUGUCCCCCAUUGCCCGCAACCGCCUCCUCGAGUCCGUCAUCCACCUCUUCGCAGCUCCCCCAGAGCCGACACGUGUCAUCACCCCACUCCUCUCAAGCCUCGUCACCCUCCUGAUCACCAUGCUGCGGGCAGCCGCAAGGGAUCCCUCGGCGCAGGCAGAGCUUCUUGAGCUGCAGCUCUCGCAGCUGGACCGCUUCGUGACGUCGGCCGAUGACGUCAUUAGGGAGCGGGCGUGUGGGGCGGUGCUUUCGCUGCUUCAGGAGUACCGGGCCCUAUUGUCGGCAGGCUCGUCCAGAAGUGAGGGCGCUGAGGGGUCUGGCACUGGCGGCUGCCGCAGCAUUCUCCUCCUGGGCGAGCGCCUGGCGGUGUACCUGCCCCGCUGCACCGACCCGCUAGUCCACGUCAGGGAGCUUGCAGGCACCAUUGUCGAAGAGCUCGCGAGCAUCGCAUCACUCCUUCCGGAACCACCCGGCCGUCCCGGCACUGACUCCACGCAUGCAAGCAGCAGCAGUGUGCAAAGCACCUCCGCUUCCGCUUCACGUGGUGUGGAGUCGGGCUCGCGGGAUGCGGCAUUGGAUGCACCAGAGGCCGUGACGUCAGGGCCUGAGGCAGCGACGUCAGGGUCGGGAGAGGGGAACGGAAGCACAGACGGAUUGGAGCGGACGAGAAGCUCGGUUGGUCAUCUAGUCAAGACGUUUGAGGAGGGUUCGUCGGACGGUCGAAAGAGUGGACCCCAAGAGAAUUCGUGGGGGAGCAUUGGAGGAAAACGAGCAGAAGGGGAGGUUGAAGGAGCAGGCAGCAGAGAAGAAGCCGGGGGUGAGAGUCGCAGAAACGUAGCCGUGGAGGAGAGACCGGUCGGAACUAGCUCCUCUUCCACGGGAGCAGGCGGGUUCCAACCGGGAGUCGGCGUAAGCACCAGAGAGCAGUCAUGGAUGAAGAUCCGGGACCUCAAGGGUGGCCUCGCAUCCCAGAAGGACCAGUACAAGGUGGUCGGGGACAUCGUCCGGGCGCUGUGCGCGGACUUGUCGCACACGGAGGUGGUCUGUUUCCUGGUCAGCAUGCGCAUGGGGGAAACCCCCGAGGUCGCCCUGGGUGCCGCAUGCGGGCUCGAAGAGAUGGUGCGCUGCAGGGGGGGUCAGAUCAGCCCGCAGAGCGCCCCCCUGAUCGUAAAGAACCUGCUUGCAGCGGCAGGCGCAGCAUCUGGACCGGCGAAGGAAGAGGUUCUGGGGGCGUUAUCUGAAAUGGCCAAGGGGGGCCAUGCGGCUGUUGUUUACCGGGUGGCUUUGGAAGCGGCGAACGAUCAGGAGGAAGAGCCGAAGCCGAGCAUGUAUGACCGGAUGCUGAGGAGGGUCAGCCAGGAGGAGCGACACUCGCUGGACCUCCUGGAGGAGGUGUUCCAGGCUUUGGCGGACCAACCUGGAUUAGCCCUCGAGCUCUGUGACGCUCUCCUGGCGCUGAUAAGGCCUCCAAUGCCCGGGGGCGCAGCUAAAGGACCCGAUGGCGAAAAGAAAGAGGCGGCUGGGCACUCCUCAGACUUCAACAUCUCUGACGCUGCCACGUGGGCGCUUGGCGUGGUUCUGAGGCCCGGAACUCCAAUUGCCGCAGUAUGCACCAACGAGCGUUACCCGCAGACAGUUGCCACGCUUCUCCUCCGCAUUGCGCCCGUCCGCCGCACCCCGCUGAACCCCGUUCUGGCCCACGAUUACGUCACCACCUUUCAAGCCUUCUGCGCUGCCACGUCAGACCAGAAGAUGGCCGCCGCAGUCUCAUCCAACGGCCCAGAGUUCAUCGCGCGUAGCGACCGAUGGACGGACCUGAUCGACGAGAUCGUGGUCUGCAUCGCGGGCAGUCGACGGUCCAGGAUCGCCCACGUGUGUAAGGAACUGUGGCCGGCGUUGGGGUGUGAGCGGGUGGAAGAGAGAGCAAUCGCAGCGGCGGCGCUCUCCGGGUUUGUGGUACACGUGGCGGAGAACGAGGAGCUGCUGAGUCAGCUGGUGGAGAGGCUGAUUGGGCACGUCAACGACGAGGAGCGGACGGUCCGGAAGUUCUGCGUGCGGGGACUGACACAGGUUCCGUCCAUAGCGAUGGCCCAGUACGCCCCGGGCGUCCUUUCCAGCGUCAUCCCGCUCCUGGACGACACGUCAGAGGACGUCAUCUUUACUGUCCUCUGCGGCCUGGAGCCGCUGCUGACGGAAGCCAGCCCCGACGCGGUGCACCCGCACCUGCUCACGCUCGCGGAGAAGCUCCUACAUCUCCAAACCCGCCAGCACACGCCCGUCCGCGCGGCCGCAUUUGCGACCUUCGGCUUCAUCGUCAGGUUCAAGGAGGGCGCAUCGACGCCAGAGUUUGCCGACUAUAUACACCAGGGCCUGCCACGUGUCGUGUUCCACAUCGAGGAUCCCGCAGCGACGGUCCGGUCUGCGUGCCGGAAAACCCUCGAGACGCUGGCACCCAGUUUUCCGGGAGUGGACUUCUCCCCCUUGAUCGCAGGGAGCAGCAGUAGUGGUGGGAACGUUCGUAAUCCGCCACUUCAAGGCAUUGCCGCGCAGCUGAGUGAGCAUUAUGAUGAGCGGCUGAGUUUGUACAUUGACGUCACCCUAUCGGAAAUCAAGAGCGUUUGGCCCGCGGUGCGCAGCAGCGCAGCGCUCUUUGCAGCCUGCUUGGUUGUCGAGGCUAGAGGCAAUAAGGUACAAAAGGUACAGGUCGAUCAGGUGGUCUCUGGAUUGGUUCGGUUGGGUGUCGACGACCCAAGUGCGGAAGUGCGUUUGACCGUGGCUUCGGCCCUGAGUGUAGUCUUGGGCACGCUGGCAGAUGAAUGAUUGUGGAAACGGCAUCAGUACCGCUUAGCGUGGUUAGUGUCGCCAAUUCUGUCAGAGCCGCGGGUUGGUGAAGCUUGAGUCUUCCGUUCUUCAUAUGAUACCUAUUGCAGGCCUACAGGACUCAAAAAUAAAUCUUACAGGUCAUCAUAGACGUGGCACAAAAUAAGUGGUACGAAUGAACAGGCCGUAUAUAAUUUUGAGCAUCCAAUAGCUAGCAUGCACAAGCGUCAUGGUCCCAGGCCGCCAUAGCAAUAUAUGACCUGGACGCAGAGGUAGCUAUAGUUCGUCCACAUCUGAUUGAUCCUCGUCUAGCAAAAGGCGACUGAAGUACUUGGAACAGUUCCCUAGAGCUUGGUACAUAGUAAAACUGGCCGGCCCACUGAUCCUUUUUUGACAAUUUAAAUGUGCUACCAUUUGCAGUAAACGUACUUACUUGGAUGUUGGCGACUCUGCACGAUCAUGGCAUCACUUAAUUUUGAAGUUC